AUGAAAUCAACACCAGUGUCUAUAAUUGAUUUCCCUGAUGAGCUUUUAGAGAAGAUUAUUCGCUCAUUAAAUCAAAAAGAUCUCAUACAAUUAGCAUUGACUCACCCACGUUUCUCCAACAUUUGUCAAUUAUCAUUAUUACGACGUAUAUAUAUUUAUAAUGAUGACAAGUAUUUCAAAUUCACCAAAAAGGCAACUUACAUUCAGGAAUACUUACACAUGACAACGGUGGGGUUAUCCAAUUUCCUCAAAUUAUUGACAUCACCAAAUUUUCAACCAUCUUUGACUAAAGAGAUUGUUAUUGCCAAUGAUGAUAAUGCGUAUCUUCAAUAUUUUGAAUUGAUGGAAAGACAACAAUUGCCAGUCAAAUACGAUCGAAUAAAAGAUAUUGAUGUUCGAAAUUGGUUACGUGAAGUCAAGCCGAGUCGGAAAACUAAAUUAGCCAUGGAAUUAGCAGAAUUGAAAAGGAGAUCACAAUUUGUUGCCGAUAUCAAUCGAAAUAAAACAGAUUAUUAUGAUUCAAAUGAUCAAUUCAUUGUAGUCAUUACUAUCAUUUUUGUCUUUGUAGGGGUUUUAGUUUUCAUUGUUAUGUGGGGUAACAAAUGGGAUCUUCAAAUGAUGAAUUUGUUCUUGACUGGAUCUACUCCAUUUGGAAUACUGAAAAUUGAUAAUGCAAAGAAAUUAUUUGCUAGCCUAUUUUGA
Molecule: messenger RNA, 702 nt
Organism: Candida albicans SC5314
Lineage: Eukaryota; Fungi; Ascomycota; Pichiomycetes; Serinales; Debaryomycetaceae
Exons: 1
Coding region: 1-702 (233 amino acids)
Molecular function (GO): protein binding
Source: RefSeq, a predicted model, not a curated record